AUGCCCUCGAAUCCAAACGAAGAAAUUUGGCCUGAAGUCACCAAACUUAUUGAACGAGAAUCUGUUAAAGCGUACACAUAUAGUUCUUUUGAAAUUUUAGGAAGCGUUGGUGAAGGUGGAUUUGGAACUGUGGUUCGUGCUUAUUUAAAAGAUACUGGAACCGAGGAAAUAGUAGCUCUAAAAAGUCUUACUAACAAUAAUGAAGAUGAAUUCAUUAAAGAAAUUAAAUUCAUUAACGAAGUUGGCAAACAUGAAAAUAUAGUGCAAUUCCUUGGAAUUACUAAAAGUACGUUAAUUUUAUAUAAAUAA
Cetraspora pellucida is the source of this 309-nucleotide messenger RNA. The record is from the annotation of a GenBank genome assembly. Lineage: Eukaryota; Fungi; Glomeromycota; Glomeromycetes; Diversisporales; Gigasporaceae.